GCGUCCCCUCGUAUGAAUCUUCAAACUUUUCUUUGUCGUAAAGAUUCGAUCUAUUCAUACUCUUACUUUCCUCUAUUUUAAUUUUGCUUUAAUCUGGAAUUGAGCUUUCUUUUUAAAUUUUUAUGAUUCAUUUGAUAUGUUUCCCCACUUUGCAUAAUACGCCCUAUCCUAAGAUUCAUUGAGGCUUUUGGGCAGAUUCCCAACUUGACCCUAUCAAGCCACUGAAGAUCGCUUUCGUCAUUUAGAUAGGAGAUCUUGAACGUAAUAUUGUCGAUAUGGUUUUCCCAAUUUCUGAGAUGCCACAUCUAUCUUCUAUACCCGUUAUUCCAAAACAUGAGCGAAAGAUAUAUGGUAUGCCUUCCAUAAAUGAGGAACAUACACCAAUAGACGACACUCCAGCUUCACCCAAAGAAAAUUGGCCACUAGGCCCAGAAACAAAUACACAUCGAAGAAACAAAUCUAGUAUGAACAUGUUAACGGCAAACGGUAUGGGUAUCAGAAAGUGGGAAGGAAAGGCGCGGAGGUCAAUCGAGUGGGAUGGCUUAAGGAGGGAUCCCGAAUUAUGGUACCCUGAAGGAGAUUGUCUAGUCUAUCUGUACGGCCGAGGACAAUCGAUGAGAGGGCCAGCAUUUCGGGUGCCAUUAAAUAUUCUGGUCGAAGCGAAAUGUCAACCACUUUUAGAUGCAUUUAUGUCGAAAGAUAUUAACGGCUCGCCAAUCGUAGACAGUAACGAGGUUCUGGAUGAAUAUAAUUCGAUUUCUAGUAAUUCUUACUACGCUGAGCUAUAUAUUCCAGCUCCUGUUAUGGCAGAGCGAGGAGAGGCUUUCCUCUACCACACCGCAACCCGGAACUUUUUUGCGUGGGUUUUCAAGAAGUCCUUGGUCGGACAGGAUUUAGGAAGCGCGUUGGUUGGACUUCUCAAUAGCAUGUCACAGUUCAGAUCGACUGAUGCCAACAACGUGGAUGAUAUCGUAGCCUAUAUCGAUGGAGAGGGGUACGCAGAUAUGAGGAAUACACCAGAUCAUGCCCUCGGAAUCAUGCAUUUUGCAGAGCAUUUCCAUUUCAAAGAUAUGUGGAUAGAUGCACUUGCACACUGUGCUGGGAUGUGCGAGAAACUCCACAAUAGUCCUGGUUUCGAGUCAUUGAGUCGACAAGAUCGGGCUUUCAUAUCCCGAGCAAGACUAGAAAUGGACCUUCGACUUGACACAUGUGGAAAAAUGCUGAGUGGAUUUCUCACAGAAGAACUUGCCGACCCAUGUUUGCAGCUUGGCCCCGAUGCUCAAAUUCAACUCGAAAAAUUUAGAGCGUUUCUGCAAAGAUAUUACACUGCAAAGCUCGGAUCUUAUCCAUCGUUAGCAUCGAGAUCAGGAAGCGGAGCUUUCUCUAAGAGUCUGUUCAAACAAAUGCGAUCCGAAUUUCAAAGUUUGUAUGAGUUCCUAGCAGACUCUAGUGCGACGACAACAGGAACUACAAGCACUAGUAAGGAAGAAUUAGAUGUACUGCAUGCAGUCAUGGCAUUCGAUGGGCGAUACCAGAUCGAGCCAUUACCCUAUUCUCUACCACUACUUCCAGAUGAUACCACGAAACCAUCUACCAAACCAUUGAGCAAACGAUUGACCUUUACGGCGAAAAUGUUCCCCAAAAGUGAUAAAACUCACAACGAUUCUAGCUUGGAUUCUAUGAACGCUCUUGACAAGGCCACAAAUCGACAGAAUCUACAGCUCACCGAUUGUGCGCUUGUUCGUGCUUACCGGGGCUUUGAAAAAGAAUGUGCCAAUCAAGCCAAUUCCAAGGUGACAGCAGCGGAAAAGAUGUCCCAGGCGGAAGCCCGCAAGAUUCGUUGGAUUUUGAUCUAUUCUUCUCUUCAAAUACUUAUUCAAGCGACGAAGGUACCAGAUGAAGUGCGCGCUACUCAAAACGUAGCUUAUAAUAUUUCCAUUCGCACUGGAGAAUGUCCACCAUGGAAUGACCGACGUUCGUGUUAUAAUUUGAUUCGCACUCAAAGUGCUCAGGCAAACAGAGACUACCGAAACUCCCUAAUCAGGUCGAACCCUUCAAGUGCUGGACAAACACCAGUUGACGUUAUAGCUGCUUUCAAUGAUUAUCUUGCCCAGAGAGAGCAAUCUGCUUUAUCCCGAAGGACCGAAAGUGCUGCCGACACCACGUUAUCUAUCAAGAACAUAAUUGCAAAAGCAAAUACUGGUAAUGCCUUGACGAUAAUGCCGGAACUUCAACAUCCUAGCCCACGAAGAAACGCACAUCAUGAGAUUUUGAUUGAGGGAUAUGGUCAUGGCUUGGAGGACGGCCUUGCCGGUAGUCCAAUGACAACAGCUACCAAGGAAGAAUACAAUUCCUACAGAAAGCAAUCAUCAUCCCCCACUUCAUCGAUCGACGCCUCAUCACAAUGGUCUCGUUCCUCACACGAUCAAGAAGGGACGAAUUUCGAAUCGUCUGAUGUCGAUUCAUCUAGAACGAGUGGUUCAUUUACAUUUGAUGAUCGUCGAGGUUCAAUUUCUUCGGUCUAUUCUGAAGCUGAAUCGCUGGAACAGCCAUUUGCAUUUGAACAAUUGCACAAGCCAAAGCCAAUCAGUACGUACUCUAUGGGUAUAUACGAAGAGGAUUGGAUGGCAGGGAUUCUACCGGAGCCAUUAUUCUCACCAAGAACAUUCGAUAAAAAGCAGGUGAUACCUCCACCUCUCUCCAUCUCGAAACCUACGCAAAAGAGAAUUAGUAUUUUGAGUCAAAAGCCCGACAAGCAUACAAGCAUUGAUAGCAUAAUGGUGAUGAAUGAGGAACUGGCUGCUUAUCUCAACGGUUUGGCCUGAGUGAUGAUGGAGACUGAAUGUUUUCUUUUGGCUGUUGGAACACCCAAGCACACUUCUUGAAGUAUUGGUUAAGGGCGUUUGGGUUCGAGGGCUUGGGUUCGAGGGCUUGGGUUGGACGGCUUGCGUGUUAAAGGUGGAGUUUCUAGAGGAUCAAAAUAGGCACUGCUCGACUCGGAAUCUAAAUAUGUCGUGUAAUUGUAAUGUAAUCAAAAUAUUGUAUUUACAAAGUCCAUAAUCAUUGUCGGUGCAAGAUCUGCUGGAGUGAGAGAUGUCAGUGUUUCAAUAGGAGUGCUGAGACGUCAUCCUAAGACACAAAUGAUAAACAUGGCGUGGCUAGGGUAUACAAAUUACCCUCUCAUGUUUGAGAGAAAUAACAUGAUCGUCAUGAUUAACAUGAGUAAUUUGUUAGUUAGCUCUUUCCUCUUUCCUCCUGCCUUGCCAUCGGAAUAUUGAUCUCCCGAUCCCCUAUCCA
This is a messenger RNA of Botrytis cinerea B05.10, 3297 nucleotides long. RefSeq lists its product as hypothetical. The transcript is spliced from 3 exons. The coding region runs from base 276 to 2825 and encodes 849 amino acids. The record is from RefSeq and is a predicted model, not a curated record. Lineage: Eukaryota; Fungi; Ascomycota; Leotiomycetes; Helotiales; Sclerotiniaceae.